AUGGCCCCUCCCGAAAUCCAUUCAACCUUCUCCGUCACUUCGGGCAGCCUCUGCUUCGGGGACCUCGCUGAAAUCUGUAAAGGGGCAUCCAACGCGAUCCAACCAUUUCCCAACGUGAGACCGAGGGUCGGUGGGACUGUCAAAGCCCAUAAGAUCGAGUACAAUGUGGCGGCGGAGAACGGAAACUGGAAUGUCUACCAGCUAAUCGACCGGGAAAGAGGCGGCGUUUCAGGAUGGUUUGUUUGCCAUUCUACCACCGUCGACGACCCUGGCCGGGAAAUGGACAAGAUUCUCCGAGUCUCCGGCUCCCCCUACGAACCAGACAGUGGAAGCAAGAUGAAUAACGACAAAACAGCUGCUGAGGGGAUCUUUGUCAUUAACCGAUACGAUUGGAUCUCCUCCAGCAGAAAUUUCGAUAGGGACGAAAAUGAUGCCCAGUCUCAAGAAGGUCCCUUUGACGCGAACAUGUAUGGAAGCGCAGCCGGCCUCAUCGACCACGGCCAGGCCAUAUCCCAAGUGGACGCAUGGCGAGCACAGAACCCUCGACCAGCCAAAGAGGCCAUCAUCGCCGACAGCGGAAUCUGGAUGAUUAUACCACACGACGAAUACCAUUACGGUCGCUUUGGGUUUAAUGACGACCGCACCGCGGCUCGGUCUUUCCUCUUCUUCGCAACGAACACAUAUUUCACUCAGACAUCCUUCCGCGGCGAAGAUCAGGAAACAUUCCGUAAGAAAGAGUCCCACGAAGAAAGAUUCGCCCGACGUCUCCGUGAGGGAUACGACUUUUCUGGGCUCGAAGAGUUGAACGAGCGAUGUGGUCCUCUUACUCAGGAGGAAGAGAAUGCAGGGAUUUUGCGCUUGUAUCCUUUGCGACCUCCCGAGGAGAAGUGGUUGGGUCCAUAUGACAAAACAGAACACCUGUUUUCCCCCGAGGAGUUUGUCUUUCUGCUCCAUCAAGGGCCGAUUUUGCAUGACCCAUCAUCGUUCAGCGCGUGUGUGGAAAUAGAUCGACCCGGAAGGGGAUUGAGGUUUGUCGAGCAAUUGAAGGAGCAGGUCUGUGACCUUAUCAAUGAGAUGACUCUGAGUUAUCUGGAGAGUGUUGUAUUGGGUGUUUUGCGCUCCCAGAUGACUCUGCCAACGGGGUUAGUGUCAUCACCCGCAACUGCAGCUACGUCGUUCGCAGCUGCUCUGUUUCCCCGUCACCAGGAUCAAGAUCGCGGGAGAACAGGUGAUUUUAUGCUGUACGAAUACUUUCUGAAUGCGCUUCCUAUGAAGGGGUUUGAGACUGCUGGCGUGGCGGAAAAGAUAGAGACGUUUUUCAAUUCAAGGCUAGGGGAGGAUGAAAUCAAGGUAGGAGAAAGGGAAAAGGAGAUAAUGGAGAAGUUAUCUUGUGUGAUGGUUCUUCUGGUAAUGCUCUUGCUGGAUGGCUCCGCUUUGUGUGCUCGGGACUGUAACAGAGAUGCAAUCGUGCCAUGGGAUGUGCGGGUAAUAGUGUCCGUGGGCGAUCUUUGGAUGUUCGAAAUGUUCCAGUACUCGAGGGUGUUCUGGAAAGGGCAAUCCAGUUAG
This is a messenger RNA of Aspergillus udagawae, 1566 nucleotides long. RefSeq lists its product as uncharacterized. The record is from RefSeq and is a predicted model, not a curated record. Lineage: Eukaryota; Fungi; Ascomycota; Eurotiomycetes; Eurotiales; Aspergillaceae. The transcript has a single exon. Bases 1 to 1566 code for a protein of 521 amino acids.